CACUUUUUCGUCCAGAAAUGAGGGUGUCACGGUUGAUACGUUCUUUCUCUCGCUCUUCUGAGAGGGCCUGUGGUGAACGAGGAGAAUGACCGGUCAGCCGGCGACCAACACCAUGGUCUCCUAUAAGGAAGAAGCGAGUGGAUAAUGGGAGAGUGAUUUGUUUCUUAGAAGGAGGUGGACGGCCAGGGCCUCUCGUCCUCUCCGAAUCUCUCUGAGGAAGAAUAGGGGAGGAAACAGAAAGUUAACUGGGGGACGACCUCUUCCUUUAUGUCUGAAUAUAUUCAUCGCAGAAAAGGAAGGACGAUCUUGAGGAUAGAUUCUGUCUUCAUCUACCGCACUAGGUAGUAGCUACGGUAUCCUCUUCCAGUUCCACUAAGAGAGAGGGAGAGGGAGAGAGAGAAUGGGCACCUGCUUGUCUACCGAAGGAGAUUCCUUCCCUGCACGUUCUUCAUCAUCUGCAUCAUCAAAAAGGAGAGGAAGGAAGAAUAGGGGAAGCUUUCGCAAGUGGUCUAGCUCGUCUAAGAGAAGGGAUGCAGUUGGUAGUUCCGGAGGAGCAGGAGGAACAGGACCAUGCACUUUGUUCAAGGGAGAGGACGAUCUGCUAGAUGUCCCUGGAAGGAUGUACCUCAAUGGGUCAAGUGAAGUUUCCUGUCUGUUUACUCAGCAAGGGAGGAAGGGCACCAAUCAAGAUGCCAUGCUCGUUUGGGAGAACUUUGCCUCAAGAAGUGACACCAUUUUUUGUGGAGUAUUUGAUGGGCAUGGACCAUUUGGGCACAUGGUUGCAAGAAAAGUUAGAGAUUCUCUUCCUUUGAAGCUCUGCACCCACUGGAAAGUUAAUGGGACUAUCCAGAAUAGCCUUUCUGAGAACAAUAGUGCAACAGGAAGUAUGAAUUCUGAAGAAACGGCAUCCAUUAACAUGGAUGACGAAUGGGGCGAGUCCCUUCCUCCUGAUGAAAAUGAAAAGCUUCCCGAGAUGUAUUUGACACUGAAACAGUCAUUCUUAAAGGCAUUCAAGGUAAUGGAUAAAGAGUUAAAGCUCCAUCCAACAAUCGAUUGCUUCUGCAGUGGAACAACUGCAGUCACGUUGGUGAAGCAGGGACAGGAUCUUGUGAUCGGAAAUGUUGGUGACUCAAGAGCAAUACUUGGUACUAGAGAUGAGGAUGGUACUUUGUGUGCUGUGCAAUUGACUGUAGACCUUAAACCCAAUCUGCCAAGAGAAGCUGAGAGAAUUCAGCAGUGUAAAGGAAGAGUUUUUGCAUUGCAUGAUGAGCCAGAGGUUGCACGUGUAUGGUUGCCAAACAACGAUUCCCCUGGAUUGGCUAUGGCUAGAGCCUUUGGGGACUUCUGCCUGAAGGAUUUUGGAUUGAUUUCUGUUCCAGAUGUAUCCUACCACCAUGUGACAGAAAAAGACGAAUUUGUUGUUCUGGCCACUGAUGGGGUAUGGGAUGUGCUGUCAAACAAGGAAGUUGUUGACAUUGUGGCCUCAGCACCAAGUCGUGCAACCGCUGCACGUGCACUUGUUGAAUGUGCUGUGAGGGCUUGGCGGUUAAAGUUCCCUACAUCCAAGAGUGAUGACUGUGCUGCAAUCUGUCUGUUCCUGCAGAGCACAUCCUCAGCUGAUCAGACAGAUUUGAGAGAUUUGGAGCUGAAUGGACCACCAGCACCUGCAGAAAUAUCCACUGCAGUGGAAGAGGUAGCAAUCAUCGAUUUGACAGAAGAUGAUUCAGAUGGGAAGCACUAUGGUCCCAUAGCGGCAACAGAAGCUUCUCAGACCUCAGUGCCUAUUGUUUCUGGAAACUCUCACUCUCACAUUGACGAUGAAAUAGUCCCUAUUUCUGAAUCAAAGGAGGCAAUGAAGCAAACAGAAAGAUGCUCUUCAAGAAGGAGCCUUGCAGAAUGCAUUUUGACUGCAGAAGAUGAAGAAUGGUCUGCACUCGAAGGUGUGACAAGGGUGAAUUCUCUUCUGAACCUUCCAAGGUUUUUUUCUGGGGACAAAAGGUCAAGUAGCUGGAGGAAAUGGUUAUAGAUGCUAAUCCUUCAUAUCUAUUAGUAUACUUUUGUUAGGUUUGGUUGGCGUGGGGCGGUAGAUUUCCAAAAAUCUCAUUGCCGAUCAGCUUCAAAUUUGUCUAUCAAUUCAAUUUCUUUUGGGCUGUCAACCGUCUUCUGUUUUGACAUGUGCAAUGUAAAUAUCUUUUUGGAUC
Messenger RNA from Nymphaea colorata (pocket water lily), 2201 nucleotides. Its product is annotated as probable protein phosphatase 2C 66. The record is from RefSeq and is a predicted model, not a curated record. Lineage: Eukaryota; Viridiplantae; Streptophyta; Magnoliopsida; Nymphaeales; Nymphaeaceae. The transcript has 6 exons. Bases 401 to 2026 code for a protein of 541 amino acids. Gene Ontology annotation, biological process: protein dephosphorylation. Gene Ontology annotation, molecular function: protein serine/threonine phosphatase activity.